Molecule: messenger RNA, 2782 nt
Organism: Oryza sativa Japonica Group (Japanese rice)
Lineage: Eukaryota; Viridiplantae; Streptophyta; Magnoliopsida; Poales; Poaceae
Product: SNF2 domain-containing protein ENL1-like
Molecular function (GO): ATP-dependent chromatin remodeler activity; ATP binding; DNA translocase activity
Source: RefSeq, a predicted model, not a curated record
CCGUUUAAACUCAACUAGUAGUACCCUUGUUGUCUUUAAAGUUCCUUCCACUUUCACCACCGGCCGCGGAGCCCUCGCCGCCGCCGCCGCCAACGGCCGAUUCGUUCCAAUGGCCCCGACUUCCCAACCUCAACCUCAACAGGAGGUGGAGGUGGAGGUAGAUGAGGAUGAGGAGCUAGUCAACAUGGUGGUGGAAGCCGGCGUCGGCGCCAUCAAGAUGAAGAUGAAGAUCCCCCGCCGCGUAUUGGGGUCGCUCUACCCGCACCAGCGCGACGGCCUCGCCUGGCUCUGGGCGCUGCACUGCACCGCCACCGGAGGGAUCCUCGCCGAUGACAUGGGACUCGGCAAGACCAUCCAGGUUUCUGCUUUGCUGGCCGGCUUAUUCCAUUCCAAUUUGAUCAAGAGAGCCUUAAUUGUCGCCCCUAAGACUGACUUGACUCACUGGGUAAAUCACCUCUCACUCCUCGGCCUUCAACACCACAUCAGACUCUACUCUGGCCCUAGCCUAAACGAUCGCUGCUAUCAACUUAACUGCACCUUCAAGGAGGGUGGCAUUCUACUAACAUCCUACCACAUCGUCCGGAAUAAUUACAUGUUACUAAGAGGCAAUGGCAACGGUAACAAUGUUGACAACAACGAAGAAGAACCACUGUGGGACUAUGUUAUUCUUGACGAGGGCCACAUUGUCAAGAAUACAAAGACGCAAAGGGCACAGAGCUUGUUUCAAAUACCUUCUGCUCAUCGCAUUGUACUCACUGGAACACCUAUUCAAAAUAAAUUAAAGGAAAUGUGGGCUUUGUUUUAUUUCUGUUGCCCAGAUGUCCUGGGUGAUGAGGAUGCGUUCGAACUUAGGUACGAGAAGCCAAUUCUUUGUGGAAAUGACAAGAAUGCUACUGAUCAAGAGAAGCAAAUGGCUUCAAAUGCAGCAAAAGAAUUAAGAGAGCGGAUUAAACCACACUUUCUCCGUCGUAUGAAAAGUGAAAUAUUUGUAGAUACUGGCGCGAAAGAUGACAAAAGGCCACCUCAGAAGAAUGAAUUGGUUAUCUGGUUAAAAUUGACAUCUUGCCAGAGGCGAUUGUAUGAAGCCUUCCUGAAUAAAGAUCCAGUUCGUUCACAAACUGGAGCAUUGAAGGGUUCAUCCUUGGAAGCUAGCACGAUUUUGAGGAAAAUAUGCGAUCACCCUCUACUUUUGACUAAAAGAGAUACUGAUGAUUUCCUGGAAGAAAUGGGUGCCAUGCUGAAUAACCGAGAUAUGUGCAUGGUGGAAAGGAUUCUUGAAGAUAACCUUUAUGCUGACAAAAGACUACAGAUUGUCCAAGGCGCCUCCUGCAAGAUAGCUUUUAUCCUUCCCUUACUGAGGAACCUUGUUGAAGAGGGCCACUAUGUUUUGAUAUUUUCACAGACACGUGUAAUGCUUAACCUUAUUCAGGAUGCUGUAUCUAUCGAGGGCCAUAAGUUCCUGCGUAUUGAUGGUACCACCAAGAUAUCUGAGAGGAAGAAGAUUCUGAAGGACUUUCAAGAGGGGCUUGACAGUCCAAUAUUGUUGUUGACCUCACAUGUUGGUGGACUUGGCAAUACACUCACCAAGGCAGAUCGGGUUAUAGUAGUUGAUCCUGCUUGGAAUCCAAGCAUAGAUAACCAAAGUGUCGACCGUGCUUAUCGAAUUGGGCAGACUAAAGAUGUGAUUGUAUAUCGUUUGGUAACUUGUGGGACCAUUGAGGAGAAGAUUUACAAGCAACAGAUCUUCAAGGGAGGUCUUUUUAGGACAGCUACAGAAUGCAAAGAACAACCGCAAUUUUAUAACCAGGAUCUUUACCUUCAGAAUGAACAAGAGUACUCUAGUUUGCCGCCACAUGGGUUUGACGCCUCUCUCACCCAACACAAAAUGCAAGUGGAGAAUGGUCAGCAGCUUGUCAUGGAUGAGUCCUUGAAGAAGCACAUCCAGUUCUUGGAACAACAAGGUAUAGCUGGCGUGAACCGUCAUGGCGUCCUGUUCUGUAAAACUGAGACCACUGCAACUUUGGGUGACGACGGUGCAAUAAACAGGAAGGUGAGAGACAUUAUGGUGAGGCGCUGCUAUGCUCCUUGGGAGCACAUUUGUAGAGAUGUCGAGAAAAAGAGCUUGAUCGAUCAAGUGAAGGAGAUGAGCAAGAAGAUGGAUGGUUUGGGAGAUACAAUGGGACGGAUUGUUGCUUUGGAGGAGGAGUAUGCAGCCGAGCUCAUUGGAAUGCUCCAUGAAAACAGGUGGGAGAGAAGCCAUCUGGAGAAGAUAAGGAUGCAGAUCGACGAUCUGCAUGAGGAACACAUGGCAAAGUUUGAUGAAAUGCUGGAAAGGAUCAAGAGGAUGGAGCUGGCUGAUGAGGGUGAGUUGAUAGCCAAGUUUGGUGAAAUGGUGGAGAGGAUGAGGCAGAGAUGCGACAUGGAUAGAUUGAGCCUGCCGCUUCUGUCUUCUACCCUUGUAGCGUAGCGUAACAAAGGUAGUUACGAGUACCUUUGUAUGUAUGAAUCCCUUCCAGUUAUUCAAUCAGAGGAGCUAGUAGUAUGUAGAGCGUAUGGCACUUGAGCUAGUAGUAUGAAUGAAUCCCUUUUAGUUACUACCUUGGAAUCGAUCAAAGGUAGUUACUACCUCAGUAUGUAUGAAUCCCCUUUAGUUAUUCAAUCAGAGGAGGUAGUAGUAUGUAGUAUGUAGAGCACAUGGCACUUGGAGCUAUAUGUUGUCCCCAGUUCUGAAUGAAGAACGUAGAGGAACUAUUUAUACAUGAUGUGGCAUAUGUUAUCCAAA